This is a messenger RNA of Neurospora tetraspora, 2951 nucleotides long. Its product is annotated as armadillo-type protein. Gene Ontology annotation, cellular component: cytoplasm. The coding region runs from base 315 to 2756 and encodes 813 amino acids. Gene Ontology annotation, biological process: tRNA export from nucleus; protein phosphorylation. The record is from RefSeq and is a predicted model, not a curated record. NCBI's taxonomy places the organism in Eukaryota, Fungi, Ascomycota, Sordariomycetes, Sordariales, Sordariaceae. The transcript is spliced from 6 exons. Gene Ontology annotation, molecular function: protein kinase activity; ATP binding.
AAGUGAUUCGUGCACGGACCCUCUAACCAUCGAGAUGUCGUGGAGUCUGAGUGCUAGGGGCCACCCUGGCCUACAAGCUCCCUGUAGCUCGCUAGCGUCGUGUUUGCCCGCCGAACGAACUUCCAGAGCGGCGCUGCCUGCAGGGGAAUGCAACAAGUGGAAUUCGCGAUCACCUCCUUGGACAUGUGCUUUGCGACAACUUGCAUCCCACCACCCCCUUUCUCGACUCGACACUCCAAACGUCCAGAUAUAUUGCUACACGGCUGUAACAUCGACUAAAGGCUCUUUGAGCUUUCCAAGACAAGUCAUCCGCCAUGGACUUCCUCAAAUCGGCUGUCGCAUCGGCCAUCGCAAAGGGGCCCCCAUUCCCCUAUAACUUUGGCGACAAGGUCGAUCUGGACCCCUCCAUCUGGACCCUUUACAACGGAACUCGACGCGAGGACGGGUCCAACUGCAGCAUCUUCUCCUUUGAUAUCUCCGCCAACCGAUCUGCGCUUCCCCUGGCCAAGAAUGCGCUCAAGAAGCUACGAACACUACGACAUCCCGGCGUCAUCAAGGUCUUGGAUACGGUCGAGACAGACUCCUACAUCUACAUUGCCACUGAGCGGCUAGUUCCCCUAAGUUGGCACGUCAAGAGAAAGAGCCUAAGUCCGGAGACUGCGAAAUGGGGUCUUUAUAGCGUAGCGAAAACCCUCAAGUUCAUCAACGGUGACGCAUCCUCGAUACACGGCAACCUCAAGGUCGCCUCGAUAUACACAUCCGAGAGCGGCGAGUGGAAGCUUGGCGGCUUUGAAGUCCUGAGCAAUGUCAAGGACGACGAUGCUUUGAUUUACAGAUACGGCAGUGUUGUGCCAGACUCAGGAAGGUACACUCCUCCUGAACUUGCAAACGGCGGUUGGGAUGUUAUCAAGAAGAGCCCGCACCAUGCGGUUGACUCGUAUGAUUUCGGCAUCCUGAUCUACGAGGUCUUUAACGGCAGUUUUCUGGGCUCGGACCAACUAGGACAGACCAAGAGCAUCCCACCGAGCAUGCAAGCCAGCUACAAGCGCCUCAUCAACGCCAACCCCAAAGCGAGACUCAGCGCCGCUCACUUCCUCGAACAAGGACUACGGACUGGAGCCUUUUUCGACAGCCCAUUAAUCAAGCUUACCGAAGGAGUUGACAACUUGGGAGUGAAGUCGGAAACCGAACGCGAGGCUUUCCUGGAGGAUCUCGAUCAACUUUCUGACGACUUCCCUGAAGAUUUCUUCAAGAUGAAGGUCCUACCCGAGCUACUAAAGUCAGUAGAAUUCGGUGGCGGUGGUCCUAAGGCCUUUGGAGUAGUGAUGAAGAUUGCAACAAAGCUGUCGAACGAGGAUUUUGACACAAAGGUUACUCCUGUCGUCAUUCGCUUAUUCGGAAACCCCGAUAGAGCGAUCAGGGUGUGUUUGUUGGACAACCUGUCGCUCAUGAUCGACAGGCUACCACAGAAAGUGGUAAACGACAAGAUCUUUCCGCAAAUAGUUGCGGGUUUCACCGAUCUUGCACCCAUUGUGCGCGAACAAACCCUCAAGUCCGUACUAGUUAUCAUCAGCAAACUGUCGGACCGUACCAUCAAUGGCGAUCUGCUCAGAUACCUCGCCAAGACCGCCAACGAUGAACAGCCCGGUAUUCGUACCAACACUACAAUCUGCCUUGGCAAGAUCGCCAAGUACCUGGGAACCUCCAACCGAGCCAAGGUUCUCAUCGCCGCCUUCACCCGCUCUCUGCGGGACCCCUUCGUCCACGCCCGCAACGCCGCCCUGAUGGCUCUCGCCGUCACAGUCGAGUACUUCUCCGACGAAGACUGCGCCACGCGCCUAAUACCCGCCGUCUCCCCCCUGCUCAUCGACAAGGAGAAGUUAAUCCGCGACCAAGCCAAUAAGACCAUCGACGUCUACCUCCAACGCAUCCGCAAAGCCCAACAAGACAUGCCCGAAACCGUAAUACCCCCCGAAACCGCCCAACCACGAAUGAGCACCCCUCAACCAGCCGAAGCCGUAGCAGCCUCGAGCUCCGGCUCUGGCGCCGUAGCCGCCGCCUGGGCAGGCUGGGCCAUCUCCAGCUUCACCAACAAGCUCUCCAGCGCAGCGGGGGAGAUGCAACCCAACGGUUCUGGUGCGCCCUCGCCCGUUCCGAGCGCCAGCGGGCUACCCACGCCCACCUCUACCACGACUCCCAAACGGCCCACCUCAUCUUCUGCUUCGGCACUGCAUAGACAGGCACUCAAAUCCCCAGCGCCCACAACUCCAUCAAUGGGAGACUCCUUCUUUGCUGACCCCGAACCGCAAGAAGACGACGCAGACGCUUGGGGCGAUAUGGGUGAUAUGGACGACGACACGGCAGCGGGCGCGGGGGAUGAUAACUGGGGCACUAGCUCUGAGACUCUUUCACAACCAGCGUCAGCAUCAGCAAAAAGGUCAGUAAGCAGUAGUAGCAAACCAGCAUCAACCAGCACACCCUUCGGCGAUGAUGAUGAACCGGAUUUCGCGGGGUGGUUGGCGGCGCAAGCGGAGAAGAAGAAGAAUCCCUUGGCCGCACCGAAAACCCUGCCCAAGGGGCUGGCCAAGACGGGGACGGGGGCGGGGGCGGGGACGGCAAAGGUGGCGCCGACAACGACGGUGGUGAAGAAGACGUUGCCUAUUAGCAAGAAACCUGCACCGGCGACGGUGAAAAAGAUUGAUACGAAGCCGAAGGCAGAUGUGGAUGGGGAUGAUGGGUGGGGGGAUGGGUGGUAAUCAUUAUGGUGGUCGGUGGUGAGGUGGUGGGGUGAGGUGGUGAGGUGCCAAGAGAGAGGGUUGGAUUAGAGUUUGGGAGGGAGGGGGAGUUAGUUGUGUUAGAGUCCAAGGUCAGGUCCUACUUAGUUUGUAAUAGAUGGGACGAAGCAAAUGAAGCGAAUCGUCCGGUUGGGUACUAUCAAAUCUGGUUGUGUG